AUGGAAGAUAGGAAUAUAUUAAAAUCACCAUCAAUGACAUUACCAUCAAUUCAUUCAUUACAAAAUCAAGAUGAAUGUCAUGGUGGAGCAUCGGCAUCGGCAUCAUCAUCAUCUUCAUCAUCAAAUGGAUCAUUAUCAUCGGUUAUUUCCAAUCCAUCCAAAGUAUUGUCGAGCAACAACUCUGGAGGAGGUUCAUAUUCAUCACCAUCACAAACUCCACAAGGAAUGUCUCCUCCACGUAGCAGCGAUAAACAUCAUCAUCAUCAUAACAAUGGCGGCAUGGCCAACGGCAACAACCAUCACGACCAUCAACAACAACAACAAGAUUUCAGAGCACCAGACGUCGAUUCAAAACAAGACAAUGAUAUUGAUAGAAUGAGAAAACAACAGCAACAACAAUUACAACAACAACAACAAGAAAAUAGAGGAAGAGAAAGAGAACGUUCAUUUGAUGACCGAUCAUCAGAUAGAGAGGACAAAGCCUCUGGAAAACAAAGAAGAAGUGGUAAUGAUAGUUCUACAUCAUCACCAUCCAUGGCUCUUUCACCAUCACUCCUAAGCAAGAAUGCAUCCAUACCAAACAAUGGAAAGGAUAUUGGGGGUAGAGCUUCUUAUCCAUCCUCUUCUCCAACUCAACAAUCUCAAGACAAGAAAUCUUUUGGUUCAAUCAAUGAUGACAGUAACAAUGGCAAUAAUAAUAAUAAUAAUGGAGGUGAUUUAUCAAGACAAAAUAAUCAAUUAUUAACAAAGGUUAAAGAAUUGGAGGCUGUCAUUACAAAAAAGAAUAUACUUUUAUUAAAAUAUAAAAAGGCAUUAUUAAAAUUGGUUGAAGAUAAAGAAUCAGGAUCAGAGGAUAGUGAAAGUGAUCAUUCAAGAUCAUAUUCAAGAUCACCAUCACGUGAAAGAGAUAGAUCAGUUUCAUCUAGUCGUUCAAGAUCAUCUUCUCGAUCAAGAGGAGGGUAUUCAGACUCUGACAUGUCUGAUCGUGAAGGUAGUCGUCGUAGAAAAUCAACUGCUACAAGUGGUGGUAGUCAUGAUGAGCGAGAUGUACAUAUAUUAAAGACUACCAAUGGAAAUAAUGAUCAUUUGACAUCUAGUCUCCCACCUCUACCUGCAGCUACUGCAAGACAACAAAUUCAAUUGACGCUACCUCUACCUCUACAACCACAACAAUCGCAACCACAAGCAAGUGGUAACAAUUCACAAGACUCUGAUCUAAAGAGAAAAAAUACAGAGGAAAAGGAUGGAGUCAAACGUCGUAGAACGUCUGGGUCGCGCAAAAACACUCUGUGGUCUGCCGAAGACGACGAGACGUUUGCCAGAGCAUACAACAAGUUUGGAAAGAGUUGGAAGACCAUUCACAGCCAUUUGCCAGGCAAGACACGUGAACAAGUACAAAGUCACGGUCAGUACCUGAUAAGAAUUGGAAAACUAGAAGACUUGCACAAAGACGGCCGUCGUACCAGACACCAACGUACUCAAUUACCAAAUCAACAACAAGGUGGUGGAAGUGGUAGUAAUUCGUCUCCAAGUCAACAUCAUCAUCAAGGUAGUGGAAGUGGUAGUGGUAGCGGAGGAUCGCAUCAUCAUCAAGGUGGUAGUGGAAGUGGUAGUGGGUCACAUCACCAUUAUGGAGGGUCGUCGUCAUCGUCACAUCACCAUCACUCUUCAUCAUCAUCAUCAUCUUCACAAAAUAUGAAUUAUAGCGGUAGUGCACAGACACUUGGUGUCGGGUCAUCACCCUACUCUCCCAACAGAGGUAAUGGAGGUAGCAGUCACGGUGCAUCUGGUAACAGUGCCAUGAAUAUUGGAGGUGGAGGUGGCAUCGGUAUCCCAAUGGGUACCACCAAUAGUGGAGGAAUGGAUUCUUAUCAUCAAUACGAUGACAAGAAUGAAGAUUCACCAUACACUUCACCAAGAGAAGAUUAUGAUGAAGAUAAUGAUGUUCGUAUUCAUUAA
This is a messenger RNA of Cavenderia fasciculata, 1959 nucleotides long. It is a transcript of the gene mybE, whose product is annotated as myb domain-containing protein. Lineage: Eukaryota; Evosea; Eumycetozoa; Acytosteliales; Cavenderiaceae. The coding region runs from base 1 to 1959 and encodes 652 amino acids. The record is from RefSeq and is a predicted model, not a curated record. The transcript has 3 exons.